GUUACAACCUCAGAAUCAAAACAAUUUCGAACGUUGUAGCAAACAGACGUGUAACGCUGGAAAUAAAUAAUAAUAAAAAAUAUCACCCUCUCUUCGUAUUAAAAACAAUUCCAAAGAAAUAAAGAGACAGAAUAGACAAAAACAAAAUAAAACAAAUCCUGUAGAUCAAAGCAUAUAACAGAAAAAACUCCUAAAAAAGAGAGUGUUAAUUUAACAGUAAAAACAAAAAAGAGAAAGUGCUGAAAAGAUAAAUAUUAGACUUUUCUUUAUUAUUAACGUGUUUUAAAAUUAAAAAAAGAAAAAUUGAAAUUUUAUUAAAAAAAAAAAAAACAAAUUGACCCCACCUUAAAUUGUUGUUUUGUGUUAUUACUUACUUGGUCCUUUUUAAAAAUUAAUACUUCAUCAUGGCAUUUUCACUGAUCAGUCGUGGUUUAUUGCGUACUUCCAGAGAGCUAUUGGAACGCAAUAUGGCUGUCGGUGCUGUUACGAUUCUUAAUGGUUAUGUGGAUAUUGAUGUUAAAAACUCUACACAUAGCCGUCUUAUAUCUUCAACAUCUUCAGCUUUACAAACUAAUCAUCCAACCAAAAAUCAAGCUGGCCAAGCCAAUAAAAUUUAUAAUAAGAAAUUACAAAACUUAUCCCGGCAACAGGAAGAUAUUGAAAGUGAUUCCGAUUCAGAUGAUGAAUAUGAGCGCAAAAGACAAAAUUUAAAACAGAAAUACAGCCAAAAGGGUGAUUCUGAAUUUUGGCGCCGUAAAAUGCGUACUUUACAUCGUAUUUUAGAUGUUAAUCGUGAUGGUGUGAUCUCAUUCGAUGAUUUUACUUUAUUGCACAAACGUUUCUCCGACUUGGGACAUUUGACACCAGAAUUAUCAGCAGAAUUCUUGGAUGUUAUGAAACAAACCUGGGAAGAGCAAUUUGGUGAAAUAACACCCUAUAAUCUAGUAACAGCUGAACAAUUUUUAACAGAUCUACAUCAUCGUUUAAAUGAUGAGAAAAUGUUCAAAAGAGUGGGUAGAUUCUUGCCCUAUUUGUUCAAGGCUGUUGAUUAUGACCAUACCGGUCAUUUAGAUUUAGAUCAAUAUAAGCUAUUCUUCCGUUGCUUGGGCCUCUCCGAUGAGGAUGCUGCCAUUUCAUUUGCUGUGAUAGAUAUUAACGGUGACGGUCAGGUGUCACUCAAAGAGUUUGUACACUUGGGACGUCAAUUCUUUUUGACUGAAGAUGAAUCAAAAAUUUCCAAAAUGUUUUGGGGUCCGCUAAUUGAUCAUUGACUUGCCGAUUAUGCCCACGAGGCUAUUAUGUUAAUGUUAGCCCGUGGCUCUUGGCAGGAUA
Lucilia sericata (common green bottle fly) is the source of this 1332-nucleotide messenger RNA. Its product is annotated as sarcoplasmic calcium-binding protein-like. The record is from RefSeq and is a predicted model, not a curated record. Gene Ontology annotation, molecular function: calcium ion binding. The transcript is spliced from 4 exons. The coding region runs from base 405 to 1271 and encodes 288 amino acids. NCBI's taxonomy places the organism in Eukaryota, Metazoa, Arthropoda, Insecta, Diptera, Calliphoridae.